Rhineura floridana is the source of this 2628-nucleotide messenger RNA. Its product is annotated as glycine N-acyltransferase-like protein 3. NCBI's taxonomy places the organism in Eukaryota, Metazoa, Chordata, Lepidosauria, Squamata, Rhineuridae. Gene Ontology annotation, molecular function: glycine N-acyltransferase activity. The transcript has 6 exons. Bases 273 to 1127 code for a protein of 284 amino acids. Gene Ontology annotation, cellular component: mitochondrion. The record is from RefSeq and is a predicted model, not a curated record.
CUGUUGACAUACCGCCCAGCACAGCCACCUUUCGCUCUGCUCAAGAGGCAAGCUGAAUGGUCUCCCCCUAAAUAUGCUGGCCUUCUCUUCCUCUCCUAACAUUGUUUCCCGGGCACCUUUUCUUUCUUUCUCUUCCCUCUUAAACAGUUGUGGUCCAAGUUUGUUUGUUUACUUGAAGUCAGUCCCUCUGAAUCAGUGGCGCUUACUCCCAGGUGCUUCUCAUCUCCACCAACUUUCCUGGAACGUGCCCAGCAACUUGUACUUGGCUAGCCAUGCUGAUCCUGACCUGUCCCUCUAGGUUGCAGCUGCUUGAGGGUGUUCUGCGGAGGAGCUUGCCUCAGACACUUCCGGCCUAUGGUGCCGUGAUGCACAUCAAACAUGGAAACCCAGCUCAGCAUGAAGUGGUGGUGGACUCUUGGCCAGAAUUUAAAGUUGUUCUUACCCGCCCAUGUAAGGAGGUGGUACAAGACAAGUGGGAUUACUAUGCCAACUUGCAUGCUGCUUUCUAUUGGGACAUAGAUGCCUGUCGAGCACUGCUAGAAAAUGUGGGUGCCAUUGACUGGGGCAAGGCCUUCCAGCUGCAAGGCCUUCAAGAUGGACUGUAUGAAACCACUAAAAGUAUAGCAGAGGCCAGAGGCGUCCAUCUGGAACCGUAUUGUUACCUGACACUGAUGCAUCCAGAUCCAUCUACCUUGAGUCCCAGCGGGCUUAGAAGUGAGCACCUCUGCUUUGGUACACUCAACCCAUCUCACACAACUCUGCUCAACGAAACUUGGUACUUUGGGGGCAAUAGUCAGAGUCUGCGCUACCUGGACAGCUUGAUCCGCAACUUCCCUAAGGCCUGCCUCGUGGACAAGGAAGGCCAGGUGGUCUCCUGGUGCCUGAGUGAUCCGUAUGCUGCCAUGACACAUGGCUACACCCUCCCUCAGUAUCGAGGCCAGGGCUGUUCUGGAAAUGUGGUACGGAGGACAGCUGAACAGCUGCAUGCUCGUGGCUUUCCUGUUUAUUGUGGGGUUUCGUCAAAGAAUCACCAUUCCAAGAAGGCAGUACAGAAGCAGGGCCUCCAUGUCUUGCCUUGGACAUAUUAUAUGCUUAUUGUGACACCAGCCCCCAACCUUAAGAAAUAGUCAGUAGUAUCCCUUUCCUCAGAGAACCAGGGAGACCAUUUGUUUAAUCAUUUGGGGGUGGGGAAACAGCAAAAGGUUUAUUGGGGUGGGUAGUAAGACUCAGAGGUCUGCUCUGGAAUAUAUUCUGGAUUAAAUUGCUAAUAAGGAAUGUUUAAAAAUGGCACUUCUUGUGGUUUAUACCUUAUCAUAAACAAAGACACAGAUGCUCCUGAGGAAUAAUAAUGUGGUUCAAAAGGGAAGGGUGUGUUUGUAUGUGUGACUGAAUUUCCUCUGCUUUUCUUAAACAGUGAGUUGGCCUACCCAUUAUCAUUGUUUUAACUAUAUCAGCACUGCAAACCGCAGGACCAACCCCCCUGGAUAUAGAUCUCCUAUACAACACUGUCAUAUAUAUUGUUUCUACAAUGGGAUGUAAUGGCUGUUUGCUAAGACACCGAAAGCAUCUCAGAGGUGAGAAUUUACCCAGGCACUCAUCCAUCUGACUAGAGAGGUCCUUCCUCUCCCUUCAGACUCUUAGCACCACCUUGGUAGAUGUCCACUUCCUCCCUAUCUCUGAUUCAUUUUAGCACAACGCACUGUAUCCCUAAUACCCAUCAUGCACCCUUUCCCAUCAUCCCUCUAUGAUCUGGUCUGCACAUGCAGCAGAAUGACAGGGGUAGCAUAGAGUCCACCACUUCAGAUUGCAGAUUGGAGAUGCUCAUUUUGAAAGCUUCUCCAUAUAAGACAAGCAAACAAGCUCAUCUUCCAGCACCAUAUGCUCAGAGGCACAUGUUACCAAAUUCUUCCAAGCUACACAGGAAGUGCAUUGGACUCUGAAAGACCAACCCAAAUUUUUUUGCAUUUGUACAAAUUUGUAGGGCAGUACGAUAUCUCAGAGAGGAGGACAGGUCUCCUGCUCCCCUGGUGCAUUCAUUAUAGCUGUCCAAUUUCCCUGCUUUUUAAAGUUUGAUAGAAAUAUCUGUGGGCUAUAGGUAAGUUCAUAAACCGCAAGGUUUUUUGCCUAUUACUGAAUUUUAUUUUUUAAUCAGUUCAGUUUCUGUUAGUGUAGGAAGCUGCAAACUUUUGAGACACACAGCUCUCCAUUGCCUAUGCAAUCUUAAAACUUGCUCACUCAGCUUCCAACACAAGGUGAUAGCUACAAUAAACACUGGGCCUGUUUUGCACUGUUGACUGUUGACUGUUGACUGUUGAUUGUUGACUGUUGCAUCAACAACUGCUUGUGCCAAAUAUGAAAUUUGUUUUAAAAAAUCUAGAAUCUAGCCCAUACACUAGAAGUGAUGCUAUUAGAUUCACUUCAAAGAAGAACAAAGGAGGCCAUUCCCUAUAGUGGCAUCCUACACACACUCAGGUCAGGUGUCAGCAGUACCAACACUGAAGACAUUUCAGUGCCAAGUAAAAACGUGGCUAUUUGUCCAAACAUUUGACUAAAGUAGUGCUUUUGCCUUGGCUGAUAUAAUUGCGUUGUUAUAUUGUCUGGUUUUACAUUAAACUGCAUUUCAAUGAA